GCUGAAGAUUUUAAAAUAGGCUAUCCUGAUACUAUACAAUUAUUUGAAGACUGGAAUGUUUUUAUUAAGACUUGGUCAGAUUUUACAAAAUUAUUGAUUACUUUGAGAAGAGGAUCUAUUAAAGAUAAACAUGCUCGUUCACUUCUUAUACAAUUAGAUGCUUCAGAUGUAAAUGGAAAUUUCAUGGUAUCUGAAAUUAUCAAACUUUUAUUAUUGCCAUAUUUGAUUCCAACGAAGACACAAAUAAAAAACUCCUCUGCUAAUACUUCUAACAAAACCAAAUUUUGGAAACCAUCUUUGGAGGAAUCAGCGGCUGCAUUCAUUUGUCACGUUACGAAUCUUAUUGAACUUAAUGAAGAAAUUCUUAAAAGGCGCAAAAAGUAUUCUCAAUUUGGAGCAACCAUACAGCCGUACUUGAUAUUAGUUGGCAAUGAUAUAUAUUCAAUAAAUACAUGCUAUGUGAGAGUGAAUGAACAACUAUGGGCUUUUGAAUGUCCACUCAAAGCUUUGGACGCCUGCUUCAAAAUAUAUUUUGCAUUAAAUUGUGCGUAUUCAAAAGAAUGCUAUGAGACAUGGAUGAUAAUACAACUUCUAGUUUAUAAGAUCAAAACACCGUUUGACAAACCAACAGCAAUUAUUAACACUAUACUAAAUAAAUUUUCAAAUGUAUAACUUUAAA
This is a messenger RNA of Myzus persicae (green peach aphid), 679 nucleotides long. RefSeq lists its product as uncharacterized. The record is from RefSeq and is a predicted model, not a curated record. Lineage: Eukaryota; Metazoa; Arthropoda; Insecta; Hemiptera; Aphididae. The annotation marks the transcript as partial. The transcript is spliced from 3 exons.